Molecule: messenger RNA, 2857 nt
Organism: Cimex lectularius (bed bug)
Lineage: Eukaryota; Metazoa; Arthropoda; Insecta; Hemiptera; Cimicidae
Exons: 5
Coding region: 293-1972 (559 amino acids)
Biological process (GO): regulation of transcription by RNA polymerase II
Cellular component (GO): nucleus
Molecular function (GO): DNA binding; protein binding
Source: RefSeq, a predicted model, not a curated record
GGGACGGGUCCGAUGAGGGCCGUUCCCCGUUAGAGAGAGACAGACGGCAAGACGAGAAAAAAAACGACUGCGUACAAAAAAAAGCGAGGAGGGUACCAAGAUGGCAGCACAUGCACUGCAUUGGAAGGUUGUUGACCAGUCUGUCGAAGGAUGUGCUCCGGGUAGGAAAGUGGUGGUUCGUGCUGUCAGCUUGAAGGGUGCUCCAACAAAUCGAUAACACACAGGAGUGAAGAAAAGCAUAAGAAGUAAGGAAGAAAAUUAAAUACCAGCCAGUAAACGACCGGGAUAAAAGAUGUCGGCACAACAGCAGUAUUGUUUAAGGUGGAACAAUCACAGGUCGAAUCUUUUAACCGUGUUCGAUCAACUCCUGCAAAACGAGGCUUUUACUGAUGUGACAUUAGCAUGCGAGGGAGGCAUGUCUGUCAAGUGUCACAAAAUGGUUCUCGCCGCUUGUUCGUCAUAUUUUCAGAGCUUGUUCACUGAGUUACCUUGUCGGCAUCCGGUCGUUGUGUUGAAAGAUGUGAGGUACGGUGAAAUGAAAGCAAUUCUAGAGUACAUGUACAAAGGUGAAGUCAACGUGGCUCAAGACCAGUUGGGGGCAUUAUUGAAAGUAGCUGAGGCGUUGAAGGUCAAAGGCUUGGUGGAAGAGAAUGGAAGCAGGCCUCAGAUGAAAAGGCCUGAAGAUGAAGGGAAUGCGAUAUCGACAUCGACCACUUCGCACGCUCCUCCUAGUAGUAGUGUUAACAGUGAAGAAUCUCCGCCACACUCGACUGGAGUACAUCACGCAGGAUUUCCUAAACUACCCUAUUUGUAUGGAAGUAACAAGUUGAUGGGCGAAAGGAGUGGUGGCAGAAUGUCUGUUCCUAUGUGGCCAAUGGAAGGAAUAUGUGUGCCUAACAUGCAGGGUAAUUCAGGCAGUCAGAAUUCUCCUUCAAUGGCAAUGCUUAAUUGGUGUUAUGAAUCUCCAAACAUAGAUCGCCAACCUGUACGAAGGAAAAAACUGCCUAGCCCUCUGCUCAGUCACGACACCCCAAUCCUCAGGACUGUUCUGGGGCAAGGCCAGGCUGAUUCCUCUCAACCAGUUCCUCUGAUUUGCAGGCCAGACAGCUACGAACCUGGUAAUCACUCUCCUUUCACCAACGGAUCAGGGCCAGACCAGGAAACACUAUUAAAUAUAAAACAAGACCCUUCAUUGGGAGACGCACCUUCACCUUACACUGACAUAUCAAAUGUCGAGGAAGAAAAUAGUGAACGGCACUCUCUUUCUGGCUUACAUUCUUCUCAACCACAUUCGAUGUAUGGAGACUCAAAGGGAGGAAUAUCAAGUGCAAUAGCUACUUAUGUGCCGACGUCAAAACCUGCCGAGUGGAAAAGAUACAAACAGUACACGAGAAAUGAUAUUAUGUCUGCAAUAGAGGCUGUAAGGAGAGGAAUGUCUGCUGUGAAGGCUGCUAAAAAGUUUGGAGUCCCUUCUCGGACACUGUACGACAAAGUGAAAAAAUUGGGCAUCACGACAAAUCGCCAGGUGAGGCGAAGUUCGAAUAGCAACGGAAGUCCAGCUUUCCAGUACACUUCAUAUGGAUUGGGUAUGUUAAUAAAUGAAAGUGAACGAUUAACAAAAAAAUUCAAUUCUGUUCAAUCAAUUGAUGUACAAAAUAUAAAAUGUGAAGAUUACGGAAGAGAAGCGAUAGCAGCUAUGGGUGUGGCCUCAAACAUGGAAAACAGUGGAAAUUUCUCAAGUCCUGGAAACAAUGAGCGUUCUCUUAGCCCGAAUUUAAUCAAAUAUGCACAUCGAAGGAGUGUCAGCCCGCUGUCUCUGCAGCAGAUAGAGGAAGACUCGAAUCAGGUGGAAGAUUUAUCUAUUACCCGUAAACCAGAACCGCCUCCUACAUCACGUGUUAUUAUGCCACCAAUGAGCCAAGCCAGCACAAUGGUGACAACAGCAAGUGAUUCCCAAGAUAACACUGACUGACAUAAUUUAUGAAAAACUCAUUGUCAUUUCAAUGACUGUUUCGCCUCCUAUUUUUAGUUAUUUUAUUUUAUAUUACACAUAUAUUGCAUAGAAGUUUGCCAUUGCGUUCGAUACCCCAUAUUAAGAUAUAUUAUUUUCUCUUUUUUGGGAAAUAGUGAGAGGGGUCAGCCAUUCAUAAACUUUUAAGACUGUGAGAAAAGCAGGUAACCAGAAGACUGUGAUAUAUGCACACGUACAUGUCUGCAAAUAAAAAGAUAUAUUUGCACAAUAUAUAAUGUACUGUGUGCAUAUGUCAAUAUUUUAUUGAAAAUACAAAUUAUUUAGAAGCCGAAAUAUUAAUUUCUAGUUACCUUAGUGUAGAAACAAUGAUAUAUACUCCACCAUAUACUACUUAUGAUUACCUUUGUUAUACAUUCUACCUCAAUUCAAGACUUGAAGUGAAUAUAUUACAAUUUACAUUUAGUGAGAACAGAUACUGAGAACAUGAUACUUAUAACUGGACGAGAUUUUAAAGAAAACUGUUUCACCACAGUCUGUCGUGUGUUGAUUUCAUUACCAUACAUUAAAUAAAUAACUACCUCAAUUCAUAAUGAGAUUUCAGAGAAUAAAGUCUUCAUUUCGCCGUGCGGUAAUGACAUUUUGAUAUGAUCCAUUGGUGAAGUAUUAUUUAUCAUGUUCCUCAAGACAGACGACAGAGUAAACUAUAAGACUGAAUAAUUUUUAUAUGUUUGUUGUUAAUUUUAGUCAAAGUAAACCUCAUUUUCUAAUGAGGAACAAGCAAGACUGACAGUAAAUUCAUUGUUAAUUUCAUUUCACUAUUAAAUGAUCUUUUAAGAUUAUUAUGUAUAAAUAUAUAUAAAACAUAUAUCACUGGUAUAUUUUUUC